AUGGCUUUCUUAGGAAGUGCUGAAGUUCAGGAACCAUUAAUUAAGCCUGGAAAACUGUCCAAGGAGAAGGUGAUAAGGGGGCAGCUGAAGCUUAUACAGGAGUGUCCUUGGAAACCCAAUGCGACAGCAGUUAGACAAUAUAGGAAAGAGCUAGGUCAGUGUUGCAAUGCUUCUGAACGGCUGGUGGUAACCAAGGAAAACACGCCGCUGGGAUCCAUCAUCAAUUUAGAUGGUGACAUAUAUUCCAAUAUAACUGUGGAUGCCGAGCUGAGAAGUGUUCUAUUGAAGAGAUUUCCUUUGGCAGAUACCCGGUAUAGCAAAUGUGCUGUCGUUGGCAACGGUGGUAUCCUGCAUGGUAGCAAUUGUGGACAACUAAUCGACCAGGCUAAUUUUGUCAUAAGAUUUAACCUGCCUCCGUUGAGUAGAACUAAAGAUGUGGGAAGCAAGACGCACUUAGUGACCAUCAACCCCAGUAUUUUAAGUAAGAGAUUCAAAGAUUUGUUGGGCCAUGAGACGGAUUUUAUCAACGCUCUUUGGGCCUACCCAAACGCCCUUUUCCUCAUCCCGGCGAUAUCCUUUAAUUAUCAUCUUAAAGUCGGCUACCGUGCUAUACGCAUCAUGAAGGAUGUCGGCCUGGCCCAUAAGGCAUUCUUUAUCCACCCACACUACCUGUCUGCCCUCGAUAAGUAUUGGAAACUGAAAAGGAUGAGGGAACUACGCCUAUCCACUGGCUUUAUGUUCACCAGUUUUGCGCUGGAGUUCUGUGACGACAUCACUCUCUAUGGCUUCUGGCCUUUUUUUUAUGACCUAAAUGGGAAACCAAUCAGUCAUCACUACUAUGACAACGUGUUGCCGCUUCCUUUUGUUCACAACAUGUCUGAAGAGUUCUCCCAUUAUCUCAAGAUGUCUUCCCAAGGUGUCUUGCACCUACACCUUGGCAAAUGCCAGUGA
Molecule: messenger RNA, 951 nt
Organism: Thamnophis elegans (Western terrestrial garter snake)
Lineage: Eukaryota; Metazoa; Chordata; Lepidosauria; Squamata; Natricidae
Product: alpha-2,8-sialyltransferase 8F-like
Exons: 6
Coding region: 1-951 (316 amino acids)
Biological process (GO): oligosaccharide metabolic process; N-glycan processing
Molecular function (GO): alpha-N-acetylneuraminate alpha-2,8-sialyltransferase activity
Source: RefSeq, a predicted model, not a curated record